GUGAGUAGGAUACUGUACAGCUUUGCCACAGCGUUUCGGCGGUCAGCUAAGAAGGCAGUUCUAUCGUCUCAGCAGCCCGCUCCACUCACCCCUGACAGUGACUUGUUUACCUUCACCGUCAGCCUGGAAAUCAAGGAGGAUGAUGGCAAGGGUACUUACAGUGCUGUAGCAAAAGACAAGGACAAGCAGAGCUUCAAGCUGCGUGCAGGAAUGGACAAGAAAAUUGUAAUUUAUGUCCAGCAGACCUCCAAUAAGGAACUGGCUAUUGAGAGGUGUUUCGGUCUCUUGCUCAGCCCAGGGAAAAAUGUCAAGAACAGCGACAUGCACCUGCUAGACCUGGAGUCAAUGGGAAAGAGCUCCGACGGGAAGUCAUACAUCAUCACAGGAAGUUGGAACCCCAACACGCCUCAGUUCCAGGCUGUAAAUGAGGAAACGCCCAAAGAUAAAUUCAUGUACAUGACGACAGCGGUGGACCUGGUGAUUACAGAGGUUGAGGAGCCGGUCCGUUUUCUGCUGGAGACGAGGGUCAGAGUGUGCUCCCCAAAUGACAGGCUGUUCUGGCCCUUCAGCAAGCGUAACUACACUGAGACCUUCUACCUUAAACUACGACAGAUGGAGCGUAAGGAGCGUAAGAGUCCUGCCUCUGACACACUGUAUGAGGUGGUGAGUUUGGAAAGUGAGACUGAGAGAGAGAAACGGAAGACCACAGCUAGUCCCGGCAUCCUGCCCACCGGGCCGGGUACCAUGGUUCCUUCUCCACCUGAGGAUGAUGAAGAGGAAGGUGAUUGGAUGCUGUCUUACUUUUGUCACUCAGUAUGAGAUUUUUAUUUUAUUAAAGGCACAAGAUAUAGAGGGUAGCAAAUAAAUUAUAUUAAAAAUGUAAUUCAUGAUA
Messenger RNA from Micropterus dolomieu (smallmouth bass), 892 nucleotides. Its product is annotated as rab GTPase-activating protein 1-like. The annotation marks the transcript as partial. The transcript has 6 exons. The record is from RefSeq and is a predicted model, not a curated record. Lineage: Eukaryota; Metazoa; Chordata; Actinopteri; Centrarchiformes; Centrarchidae.